CUUCAAUAAAUCUUUCUUCUUUCUUGGUGCAAACCUUCUAAUUCCCCUUUUACUACCAAAAUUCCAAUUUAGCACCAAAGACAGAGUCACUAAACGAGGAGAGUUCAUCAGGUCGAACAGGCGGAGGCUGUCUGGAAUCCGUGGCUUUGGUCUGGUACCGCUCCGCCAUUCGACAACGUCAACGGAGUAUCUCAUCAUCAUGUCGGGAAACAGAGAACGCACAAUGUUCAUCGGUAAUUUAGAUGAGAGGGUCAGUGAGAGGGCGUUGUAUGACAUUUGCAUACAAGCAGGAAGAGUAGUGAACUUGUACAUUCCUCGAGAUAGGGAAACGGACAGGCCCAAGGGUAUUGCGUUUGCUGAGUAUGAAUCUGAGGAAAUAGCAGAAUAUGCUGUGAAACUAUUCUCUGGCCUCAUUACUCUCUAUAAUCGAACGCUUCGAUUUGCAAUUUCUGGUCAGGACAGGGCCUCAUCAAAUGUUUCUGCUGCAAGCACAGGCACGCCCAACCAAUCACAAAAUUUGAGGGCGCCAACUGUGCAAAGUGAUAUGACGGAGAAUUCCCAGCAUCCUGCAGUGUUAUCAACCCCAUGUAGGUCAAUGCCCUCUAGAAACUAUUCUGAAGGUGUGACAAACGAACCUGAUGGUCAUGGAUCCCAUUCCUAUGGGCAUAAUUAUGAUUACAGUCGGAGAGUUUUUGGAUCAACCUUGGAUAGCAGUACCCGCACUAGAUCAAGUCGCAAUUAAUCAAGUAACCCAGUGUCUUAUCCCCCUUACUAGAGGACAAAUUUGUUAAUUUAGAUAUCCUCGUAAUCUGUCCCUCUUGAACAGUACAUGUUUAUUUACAAUCUCCUGUAAGUCUUGUGCUUGUGCUUUAGUGGACUUAGUUGCUCUUAUCGAUGAUAUAUCCACCUUAAUAUGCUAACAACUGUUAUGUACAGAACUGCUGUAAUGGCUCUAUGCGAAGAUUGUGAACUACUUGAUAUCUUUUGCUUAGGCAA
Punica granatum (pomegranate) is the source of this 996-nucleotide messenger RNA. The record is from RefSeq and is a predicted model, not a curated record. Lineage: Eukaryota; Viridiplantae; Streptophyta; Magnoliopsida; Myrtales; Lythraceae.